GGCGUGUUGUUUGCAAGCGGUGCACCGUGACAUUGCUGUCAUACAAUAGCUGUGCAUGUGGAACGAUCGCAAUUAUUAUUGGUGACUGCUACCGUUUCGUCGCCAACGUCUUCAGCCGACGUUCAAGCGCCGAAUUUGUCAAUCCUCGGCGUGACGUCAUUUUCAUAAAACCAUUUGUGUGUACCUAAAUGCUUGUGCACUUCACAGGCGUUCAUAAACCGAGCGGUAGCGGCUAACGGCAAUAACGUAGCCAAACAAAACGAAAGUUAUUGAUUAGAAAUUGCUUUAUCGUUUUAUUUAAAGAGCGACGAAAACAACAGCUGAUUUGUUUACCUUACCGUUGAGCUUACGAUCCAAAAGUUGGCCAAAAACGACACAAUAAAACGCUAGUUAAUGCUUACAUACAUACAUAAAUACAUUUGUGACAAUAUUGUAAUAAAAACAAACGCAAGAAAUGGCGUGAGCUGAAAAAGUUUUUUUUUUGUUCAAUGUCCAAACGUCAACUAAUAAAGCUCUUCGCAAGCGCACCAGUGCCCGCCUAAGCUUAUAGCUAAGUAUGUAUGUGUGUUAAGUGUCGUUGCCAGCCAAGAUAACAUAUCAAUUGCAGCGCCGAAGCACCUAUCGAUCGUGGGCCGGCCUGCCUGCUUAGCUAGUAUAAAUUGCUGCCGCUCAAAGAACUUUUCUUGUGUACGCUACGACGCUCAGUGUUGGAUUAUGAUUAUCGUCGCCAGCAUUUACUCAUUAAGUUUGCCAAAGCAUAUCGAUCGUGAGUGGCGCGAUCGCGAUCUCUAGACUAUUGAAUGACGCGCUUGUGGCACACACACACACACGCGUUCAACUGACUUAGCGCUCGUUCAUAUGCAAGCAGUUUAUGUGAGACCAGGGCGUGACGAGGUAGCGGCGGCAUGCAAAAAUUGUACACAAUUGCUUGUUGCGGGGCUGCGCUGACAGUUGUACAUGCAAGCGCUGCUAGUGCUAGUUAGUUGGUCGGUCGGUCGAGCGGCUGGUCGUUGGAAUAGUGCACAUGACCAUGUAAUUGCUACGGCGAACGCGACAAAAUUGACGUGAGAAUAAACAACUAAGAAUGAAAAAAUUUAUGAAAUAUCUGAGAAAUAAAAUGAUAGAAAAAUAAUAAGUAUUAAAUAGACGCAGUAACAUAAAACUAAUCCAAUAAAUUGUGUGCUAGUGUGUGUUAUGUGCCAUACUACGCAUGUCACCGCGAAAUUUUUUUCACAUUAUUUCAUAAUAUCGCAAAAUUCUACAAAGCUUUUAAAGGCAAGAAGCCGUUUUUGUAUUUUGUGCGCUUGUAUGGCUAUGCGCCACAGCAACUACGCUUCGCCGUGUGUAAAUUGGAGCAGAGCAUAACUCAAGUGUUUGAUUGAUCGUUGCCCUUGCCAGUAGCAAAAGCGUAAAACAAGAAUUUAAUGAAUCACUUGCUGCUAUAAAUUGACCUGCUGACAUUUUAAAAUAUACGGAAAUUGUGUAACAUCAAACGUAUUUGCUUUCAAUUAAAAAUGAUUGCGCUUAAAAUAGCGCAAAUUAUACUUAUUUAUGCGAAAAUAGCGUGAGCAAAUACAUGCAAAUACAUACAUAAAUGUAUAAGAAAUUGAUAUUCGAACUAUGAUAAUAAGUUUAAACGUGAAACACGCCGCAGUGAAGAGCAGUUUUCAGCGAUAUUAAGCGUUUUUUGUGACAAUAACCGAAAUUGACAUAAUAAUUGUAAUAAAUGUUGGUUAAAUAUUACGCAAAAAUCCAUGCAGCUCUACGCGCAUUGCACUUACACAGCUACAGUAACAACACCAAAUAAAUACCGAGUAGCGCAACCCGUUGAAGAUCACUGUUCGCUGUUUGUGACGCAUAAAGUUUCUUCGUGGGAUAUUUUUUAUUAUCAUAAUAAGCAUAAAUUGUGUACCAUAUGUGUGUAAGAGCCCGUAAGCUUCCAAUUACCUUAUUACAAACCACAUUUUAUAGCGCGUUAAAGAUCUACGUUCGCUAGAAUAUAAGAUAAGCCACAUGUUUUGCAUUGAAGUGCUGCUAAAAUUAGUGGAAUUCUUGAAAAAUCGAAACAUAAAUUAUUAAUGAUGGAAAAAUUAUAUCAAUCAUUAGCGGCUGUCUAGAUCGCUUGAUCACGUGACUCAAUAAGUGCGAAUUCACGCUAGUAAUGACAACAAUAAGACCGCUAAUUGUUAAACAAUUUCACAGGUCAGCAUUUGUAGCACAUACAAAUUGCUGUACUGGCAAAUUUAAAGAAUUAGUAAAUGAAAUCGCUUUGUAGCGUGCAGAGUAAAAGUGAUCUACACAGCUGAAGAUCAAGUAAAGUAAAAUAUGUACAGCGCUUAGCGUAAACUGCCAAAGCAGGUGUGCUCAGGAAAACAAUUCAAUAAAUGUUGUGCUGAUUCUGCAAAAACAUAUAUUUUAUCAAAGAAAAUUGUAUUGCGUCACAGCUGGACUGUAAAAACACAACAAAAACCAAAGAUUUUCGACAAUUUGUGAAAUUAUUGGAAGCAAAAACAUUUUUAAGAAAUAGCGAAAAGAAAACUAGUUAUUAAUUUAAAGCGUGUCAAAUGCCAAAAAUAUGCUGUAAUGCACUUGAUGUGUAGCAAACCAACAGUAUUAUAUGUACACAUAAAAAUAAGUUAAAAAAUUAUUAAAAAAUAAUCAACAAAAGCGCCCAAAAGUGCUAGUAAAUUUAUAGCGCGUAAAACAGCGCGACGCUAGUGCCAAAUAAAACCAAAGCAACAAUCGCAUACACCUUAAUCCCAAUGAGUUUCGCCUUGGCCAACAGCAAAACUACCGAUGAAACCGACACACCGCUCAACAACGCCGCUGUUACUGCCACAACACGCACCGCAUCCAGAAAUUUCGCCAACAGCACAAAGACAACACAGUCAACAGCAUCGCUAGCAGCAACAACAGCAACAGCACGCGCGUCUAUUGCCGCACAAGACACGUCACCCACGCACUCAUAUGCCGCCAAUCACUGUGCUGCAACUUCAACAACGAUAACAUUCAACCCCAACGUCACCACAUUCACCGCACAUUGGACGCACAAUUCUAGCAGCGAGAGCAGCGGCAGCAGCAGCAGCGCCAAAUCCUCAUUUUCCUCCACAACCUACUCAUCGGCGCUCUCGGAGGCAUCCGCAGCAGCUGCAGCGGCGACGGCGACAACAACAACAACAGCGGCAGGAGCAGCAACAGUCACAACAACAACAAACGCAUUUCGUGCAAAUUCAGUUUUUGCCGCAGCAGCGACACACCCGCCAACACGUCCACCAACGCGCAAAGGUGUUGCGACGAACAAGAGUCCCGCCCACGGACCCAGUUCGUUUGUGGUUAAAUGUCUGUUGAAAACGGUGCGUUUUAUGUGGCAGGUAACGGAGUUACCGACGAAAAUCGGUGAGACAAUUGGCACCAUCUACAGAUAUGCGCAGGACUCGGUCGAGACAAUACUCUGCGUAGCCGGAAAAGCGCGUCGUAAAGAGCGCGAUGGCGAUCAAAAUUCAACAGAUACCAAAUUAUAUUUGGAGGAGAGCGUUCUAGAACGUAAGCUACCUGAAGCCGAUCUCAAAGCCUUAGUGGAUCUUCCAGCUGGCUUGGACUAUAACGAAUGGCUGGCGUCACACACACUGGCUCUAUUUGAGCACGUAAACCUGGUUUAUGGAACUAUUAGUGAAUUUUGUACGCCCUCUGGUUGUGCAGACAUGACCGGUCCCGGCAACAGAACGUACUUAUGGUUCGAUGAGAAAGGCAAGAAGACGCGCGUCGCCGCUCCACAAUACAUCGACUAUGUGAUGACAUUCACGCAGAAGACAGUCAGCGACGAGUCGAUAUUCCCAACCAAAUAUGCCAACGAAUUUCCGAGUUCGUUCGAAUCGAUUGCCCGCAAAAUACUACGCUUGCAAUUUCAUGUGAUAGCUCAUCUCUAUGCGGCGCAUUUCCGAGAAAUCGCGCUACUGGGAUUGCACACCCAUCUAAAUUUGACCUUUGCGCACCUGACCGCACUGCAUCGACGCUUCACGCUGAUCGACGAGAAGGAGACGGACGUGCUGCGCGACCUGGAGGUGGCGCUGCGCCUCACCGACGAUGGCCAAAGCUCGCUCGCCUCGUCCACAAUGACAGCCACAACGGAUGGUGGCAGCAGUAGCUGCGGCGGCGGCGGCGGUGGUGGUACCAGCACUAGCACUACAACUGACAGUGGUAUCGCGAAUAGCAGCAGCAGCUGCAGCAGUGGUGGCGGCUCGGCAACACACGCGCACUCGCAGCAGCAGCAGCAACAGCAACAUACGGGAGCAGACGACGUCAAUUUACUGCAACAGCAGCAGUCAGCGGGUACAACGCUCAUCGAUGGCGACGCGGCAGCGCCGCCUAUUUGCACGCAACCCGAAGCGCAGACGAAACAGCCGAAUAAUACGCACGCGUCGUCAGCAGCGGCGGUCUUUGGCGGCGGUGGUGGCCUUAUCGGUGGUAUAUUGGGUGAUUUGAGUAGCGGUGAGUUUGGCGAGACGGCGACACGCUAUUGCACCUCAACGCUGCCGCAACACCAACAACAACAGAACGCGGAGGUGGCGGUGAAUUGCAACAAUGGCGGCGCCGGCGCUUUGCACUUGAAUUUCAACAAUAAUCACCAUCAUCAUCAUCACCAUCACCAUCAUCAGCACGCGCAUGCGCACCAGCCUGUGGCGCAUCACCAUUUCACACAACAGCAACAGCAACACCAGCAGCACAGUGGCCUAAUACAGUGCAAUGCGAGCAAUGCGCCGAACGCGAACACCGUCAGCGCCACAGCCACGACAGCAACGAAUGCCAGCGCAGCAGCAACAACAACAACAGCAUAGUUGGCAACACCGUGCGCAAGUAGUAUACACUUAGUUUCGAAAGCUUGUAUUGAUGAUGCCGUUGAUGUAGCUGCUUUAGUUGGACGCGUUGCAAGUGUUGAUUUGUAUGUUGUUAGAUAUCCUAGUGCAGUGACAGCUGCUGUUGUUGCUGUCGAAACUGCUGCUACUGCAGCCCUUAGUGCUAACGCAAGUGCUAUUGUUAAUGGCGCCGUCGCUGCCAACGCCAACGCCACCACCAACACCAACACCACCGCCGUUGUUGCCGCACCCAUUGCCACUGCUGUUGCCCCUAGCGUAGGAAGCGAACUUGUUUAUGGUCGCAAGUAUAAUGUUGAUGUUGUAGUAGUCGGUGUUGAAGUUGAAAUUGAAGACAAAGCUAAAUACAAAAACAAAGAUGAUAAUGAUAACGAUGUUAAAAGUGUUGCCGUUGCGGCCGCAAAGGAUGUAUGACGCUUAUUGCUUUAUAUUUACAAUAUAUAGAGUAGUGUUAACUAAGAAGUAAGAAUACAAAACAGUAAAAAACAGCAAACAAAUAUGAAUAAUUUAAAGAAAAAGAGAAAAGAGAAAAUAUGAAAAUAUAAAUAUAUAACAUAAAAAAAUGCAAAAUAGCAGAAAACUAUAUUGAUUGAUUGUAAUUGUGUCUGUAUCUGGUGUUACACCAACAAACAAAAUACAAAUAAAACUUAAUUUAGCAAACAGAUAUAAACACCUGAAUGCAACUCACAAACAUAUUAGCGAACAAAACGAAAAGCAAACCCCAGAAAUUAAAGUGUUAUAAAUAAAGUGCUGAGAACUAAGCUAGCAUUAUGCACUGUGCAAGCGAAAAAUAAAAAAAGUAAAAAUUAAUAAAUAAAAUUAACUAAUUGCGUCAGCCAGCCAGUCACUCACACACCCCAGCACAUUAUAACUAGCCACAAAUACACGCGCCGCAAAUUAACGAUAAAUCACCAAAUUCAUUUUGUUGUUAAAUGUCAUGAUUUGCAUGGUGGGUUGUCUUUUUUUCGUAUUUAUAAACUUUCAACAUCGAAUUAUAAACCAUAAAGCAGUUUAGUGCUUCUUUCUAAAUUACUUACCUAAUGCCCAAAACGUUGUUGUAGCGGCAGCCCAAAAUGUUAUUUAGCAACAGCGAAUGUCAGGUGUAGCUAAGCGGAAUAGACGGAAUAGACGCGUAUUUAUAUGCGUUUGGUUAUUGUCAACUAGGCUGCGUGGCAAAUAUUUGCUGCCGUUACAGUAACAAAAAGGCGUUUUUUUGUGACAUGUAAGCAGCUUUCAAGACAUAGAGUUGAUGUCAAUUUUUGGUUUUUUAUUUUGCCAGGCGAAAAGUGAUUUGGUUUAAAAAUUAGAAAUUGUGUUUUGUAAUACAGACCUUAUAGCAUGCGACAAAUAUUUAUAUUAUUUUUUAUUUUUUUUUUAUUUUUUCUAUUUUAUUUCAUUUAUUUUUUAUUUUUUUUUGUUAUUUUUUCAAUUAAUUUUUUUUAUUAUUUUUUUUUUUUGUUAUUUUUUCAAUUAUUUUUUUUUAUUUUUUUUUUGUUAAUUUUUUUUAAUAAUUUUGUUUUUAUUUAUGUUUUUUUAUUUAUUGUUUUUUAUUUUUAUUUUUUUUAUUUAUUUUUUUUUAUUGUUUUUUAUUUUUAUUUUUUUUAUUUAUUUUUUUUUUUAUUGUUUUUUAUUUUUAUUUUUUUAAUUUAUUUUUUAAUGUGACUUUUAAAUUCGUUUGUCAAACAUUUAACUUGUGGUUUCAACCGCGUUCAAUAUCUCGAUAUUUAAUUUAAUUGUUUUGUCGUGUUUUAGCAGUGAGUCUAAUAAAGUAAUUGUUUGUGCCACUAGACAGCAAACCUGAAUUUUACCAGCACCAUGCAACCUUAUAGACUAUAUCAAAGGUUUUAGUUGUUCUUUCUACAUAAAUUAGCAGCUUCUACUGUACAGCAAAAAUAACAAAAAAAAAAAAUACAAAAAUUAUAUGAAAUUAAUUUUGUACUGCUCUGCUAAGGCCAAGCGCUACGUACAAAUCCAAGUAAAGUCAAAAAGUACACACUAUGUAAGAUAUGUGUGUUUGUAUGUAUUGUCUACAAUUUUCACAAGUUUAGCUGGACAAUUUUAUAUAUGUUUGCUGGCUGCUUACUGUAUUUAGUAUAGCAAGCUGGCAACACUCUGCUGCGUUGGCGUAAUACAUUUCUGUAAAAAAUAUAAAUUUUGCAACAAAAUAUUGUUUUAAGCUUUCCCAAAUUAUGCACCGAUCCUAAAUCAAAUCUUAUAUAAGCUGAUUUCUAUGCCUAAAAAUAAUGUUUGCUUAGCGAAAUGGCGCUGUGCAUUGUUUACUAAGUUUAUAUUUUAAUUGGCAAACAGAUUUUUAUUUGUCACAUUCGGUAAAAGGUGGACUUGCUCAAAAGUUUAAAAUUAUGUAACAAUAUUGUUUUUUUUUUUGAGUUUCAACACAAGGCGCUUUAACUUGCUUUUAACUACGCACCUUUUACUUCACACUACAUUUCAAAUAAUUUCAAAUAAUAAUCGUUAUACAAAGGCACUUCUCUGCGCUGUACGUUGCAUCGGACUCAGGUUUCACAUGUGUAAUUAUAUAUGUUAUAUAAAUAAGCGCAGUUAUGUAUAUGUGCUUGUAGCUUCAGCGUGUUAAGCUCACUUAAAGUAGCCACGCGCGGAACACCACACCUAGCAGUUAAUAGUACUACAAAUUCUUAUAUUUAAAAUAUUAAAAUAAUAAUAAUUUAGUUGCUCAGACAAGCAUGCUUUAAACUUUCAAAGUCAAACAUUUACCAUUGCACGCGCUCUCACAAAUUUAAUUUAAUUUAAUAUAUAUAAAAUUUAAUAUAUACAUACAUAUUUAGUUAUGCGCUUUACACUUACACUUGCAUUAGUUUAGCCUUAAAGCGUCAAAAGCAGUAAGAAAAGUUCCUUAUUUGUGCAGAUUUUGUCGCCUUUGUAAAUUUUUUUUUUUUGUUUUUAAUAAAAAUUUUCGCUUGCAAUUUGCUUUAUUAGAAACGUUAAAGGUUUAACAUACACUGUGCUACACAAAAUGCAAAUUAUAAUAUUUUGCGCGCUGUGUAAUUUUGUGUACAAUUGAAAUUUAAUAAAAAAAAUUAUAUAAUUUAUAAUUGCAAACAAUUAUUAUUAUUUUAUGUAUAAAAAAAAGUUGAAAAAUUGCAGCAUUGCAGCAUUGCAAAAACAAUUAUGUUCUAUUGUUAUGUUGACAAAUAUAUAUGUAUGUAUCUACGCAAUUAUAGCAAAUAUACGAAACCUUAACACAUUUACAUGCAUACCUAA
Bactrocera oleae (olive fruit fly) is the source of this 8111-nucleotide messenger RNA. The record is from RefSeq and is a predicted model, not a curated record. NCBI's taxonomy places the organism in Eukaryota, Metazoa, Arthropoda, Insecta, Diptera, Tephritidae.